Molecule: messenger RNA, 2191 nt
Organism: Lingula anatina
Lineage: Eukaryota; Metazoa; Brachiopoda; Lingulata; Lingulida; Lingulidae
Biological process (GO): regulation of transcription by RNA polymerase II
Cellular component (GO): nucleus
Molecular function (GO): RNA polymerase II cis-regulatory region sequence-specific DNA binding; DNA-binding transcription factor activity, RNA polymerase II-specific
Source: RefSeq, a predicted model, not a curated record
AUGGCUGACAGGAGUUGCCACUGCGCUGAGCAUGAAAGAAUUCAUACCGGAGACAAACCUUACAAGUGUAGAUUCUGUGACAAAGCUUAUAAAGACAAAACUUCUUGCAUAAAGCAUGAAAAAAUUCACACAGGAGAGAGACCUUACAAGUAUAGAUUCUGUGGCAAAACUUAUAAAGACAAAACUACUUGCAUAAAGCAUGAAAGAAUUCACACAGGAGAGAGACCUUACAAGUGUAGAUUCUGUGACAAAACUUUUACUCAAAAAGGCCAUUGCACUGAGCAUGAAAGAAUUCAUACUGGAGAGAGACCUAACAAGUGUAGAUUCUGUUACAAAACUUUUACAGACAAAUCAAAUUGCAUAUCUCAUGAGAGAAUUCACACAGGUGAGAAACCUUACAAGUGCAGAUUUUGUGACAAAACUUAUAAAGACAAAACUUCUUGCAUAAGGCAUGAAAGAAUUCACACAGGAGAGAAACCUUACAAGUGCAGAUUCUGUGACAAAACUUAUAAAGACAAAACUGCUUGCAUAAAGCAUGAAAGAAUUCACACAGGAGAGAAACCUUACAAGUGUAGAUUCUGUGACAAAACUUUUACUCGAAAAGUCAAUUGCACUGUGCACGAAAGAAUUCAUACUGGAGAGAAACCUUACAAGUGUAAAUUCUGUGACAAAACUUUUACAGCCAAAACAAAUUGCACAUCUCAUGAGAGAAUUCACACAGGAGAGAGACCUUACAAGUGUAGAUUCUGUGACAAAUUUUUUAUAGACAAAAAAUCUUGCAUAUGUCAUGAGAGAAUUCACACAGGAGAGAAACCCUACAAGUGCAGAUUCUGUGACAAAUUUUUUAAAGGCAAAAAUUCUUGCAUGUUUCAUGAGAGAAUUCACACAGGAGAGAAACCUUACAAGUGUAGAUUCUGUGACAAAACUUUUACUCAAAAUGGCCAUUGCACUGAGCAUGAAAGAAUUCAUACUGGAGAGAGACCUUACAAGUGCAGAUUCUGUGACAAAACUUUUAAAGACAAAACUUCUUGCAUAUAUCAUCAGAGAAUUCACACAGGAGAGAGACCUUACAAGUGUAGAUUCUGUGACAAAACUUUUACACAAAAAAAAUGUUGUAACUUUCAUGAAAAAAAUCACACUGGAGACAAACAUAUCUGUAAUUUUUUUUAGAAAACAUUCACUCCAAAAGGGAAUUGCACUUACGAUGAAAUAAUUUACACUGGAAACAAAACUUUUAAACAAGGUUUUUGCACUGUCCAUGAAACCAUUCAUACUGCAGAAAAGCACGAUGCAUGCAAGUUCUGUGACAAAGAGUUCAAACCAAAAUUAGCCUGCACUAGCCCUAAAAGAAUGCACACUUGUGAGAAACCAGACAAAUGUGGAGUAGAAUUCAGUCAAGGGAAUAAUUGCAGAACACAAGAAACAACGCACAACAAAAGAAAACAUCUAGUUCAGAUAAUAUAUAUGGAACUUUAGGCAAUGAAGGCGAGCCUAACAAUGCUCCAGAUUCAGAGGGGGAGACAGAUGAAAUCAAUAACGUGGAAAAUAAACUGACCAAUAAUAAUGUCAUAACCCAUCAUAUAUAUGAGGAAGAAGGAGCAGAAUACUAUCACAAAGAUGAUGACACUUUUACCACGGAGAAUGUCACCAUCAAUACUGACAAUGAUGUCUAUGAAAUACAUAAAAAGAACCACGCCAGGUGUCAUCACUACAAUUAUAAAAAAUCCUUUCCACAGCUCUCGAUGAUAUGUUCAGAUGACAGAAGCAGAAAACUAACUCUUACUUUAUAACUAUGCUAUUGUUGGACAUCUUAAGAACAAUCAACUUUUAUUUGUUUAGAGUUAAACAAUAAUUAUUACUUUUAUACUGUGUAGGUUCAGUAUUCAUCAGACCAUUUACUUCCAUGAUCAGAUACAUUAUCUAUGAUAGAUCAUCUUUUAAAGAAGAAUUGUACUUGAUAUUACGCUAGAAAAUCCCUGUCCUCUACCUUUAUUGUUGAAAACAGAUAGAGAAAUAGACAAGUGUUUCAUUUUCAAAGGACUUACAUUUAUAAGAUGAAAAGAAUUUACAUUAUUUGAUUUUUUAUGUAUGAAAUUUAUAUAUCCAAUGACUUAGAGACCGAAUAAAGAGUUGAAAAAGAAACAUCUUUUUCUUUAUUCAACAAAAUAUCAAACUCCAAAUGAAUAUUUGA